Molecule: messenger RNA, 522 nt
Organism: Drepanopeziza brunnea f. sp. 'multigermtubi' MB_m1
Lineage: Eukaryota; Fungi; Ascomycota; Leotiomycetes; Helotiales; Drepanopezizaceae
Source: RefSeq, a predicted model, not a curated record
AUGCCAUCUGAAGCAGAGGUAUUGGAUUCGGAAUUUUGGCUGUUUGGCUACGGUGAAGACCAUCGAGGCACGCCUGAAGCGCCAGGUCGAGUCGUAACAUUGAUUGAGCGCUCGUUCUGGGAGACUCUCGACGACCCCCAUUCCGGAUCCGACAAGGUCUGGGGCACCGCAUAUCGCAUACAAGCCGGCAAGGAAGCCGAAGUGCGAGAGUACCUCGACAUCAGGGAGAUCAACGGAUACACGAUCCACUAUACGCCGUUCCACCCAUCCGACGGCUCCGCUACCAUCAGGACGUUGGUAUACAUUGGAACCCCCGAUAAUGACCAGUUCAUGGGACCGCAAGAUCCACAGCGGUUAGCUGAGCACAUCCACAGGAGCGUCGGUCCAAGUGGACUGAAUAGAGACUACCUUCUAAGCCUUGAUACUGCUCUGAAUACUUUGAGUGCGGAGAGUAGAGAUGAGCAUAUCAAAGAUCUGGCACUAAGAGUCAGAGAGCUCAUGCAGCGUGUCGACAGCAGUUAG